AUGCACGCCAUUGUGCAAAAAUGCCGGCACUUAUUCCGGACUUCUUUAAAGCGCAGUCUCGUUGCAAUCGCUCUCGUCAUUGCAUUUACAAUUUUCAUGCUUAUACCUCGGUCAAGGGAACAACCUUUAGCAAUCCAUGCUUCAAGUCGAAAAAAUGCCUUUUUUCUAGGCUCAGGGCCUGCUUAUGAUGGGGGUGGUCUCGGUCAGCUUGUAUUGAAAACUUCGCACGAAUCAUCGUCCAUACCUUACGACCCGUAUCCUGAAUAUAACAGCGGCGAAUGGAACAACACGUGGAAGGGAACCUAUCAGCAAUGUGUUGGCCCAAAUGGUUCAGUCCUGGAUCGUAGGGACGCGGAAACAGCGAUGAAAGGAUUUCACUGGAAUCAGUCAGAAUUUCCAGCGCCUAUAUUUGGAUCGUACGAGGCGUGGAAUCUCAAUUGGAGUUUCUGCGUCGACCGAUAUUCUCGAUAUGGAGCAUACGGCUACGGAGAUCAAACACACAAAGUACAGUGGCAGGACGUGAAUUGGGCCACUUUGCAAAAGGACUGUUUGCAGCGCAAUGCAGACCGGUAUCAACCUUCGGAUAUUCGCGAGAAGACAUCGACUCUGCACAGGGAGCAAGAGGAAGGAACAGCGAAACGUCAUGAAAGAGAGAAGAGAGAGACAAACCGAGACCAUACCUCUGCUAUCUUCAAACCACGGAUAGGGGUGGUUCUGCGCACAUGGCUCGACAUGGAAUACACGAAUGAUGAUCUUUAUUAUAUCCGGUCGAUUAUAAUGGAGCUGUCGCUCUUAUCAGGCGCAGAAUAUGAGGUGAUCCUCUUGGUUGAUGCGAAAGACACUGAAUUGCCUUAUCCAGCGGACUUGGACAGUCUUAAAAAGUCUCUUCCGCUAGAGCUCCGGGAUCUGGCAGUAUUCUUCAACUCAAAGAUACUAGAGGACUGGUACCCAAUGAUCGGUAUUCACGAAGCCAUGCUUCAAUACUUUCAGCCCAUGCAGAUUUUCUCACGAUUGAACCCACAAUACGACUUUUUCUGGCAGUUUGAGAUGGAUUCACGUUAUACGGGACAUUUCUACGACCUUCUCCAGCAGGCAACAGAGUUUGCAAAACAACAGCGUCGCAAGAAUCUAUGGGAGCGCAACUCCUACUUCUAUAUGCCCGCUAUCCACGGGAACUGGGAAAAUUUUACCGAUCAGGUAGAUCAAAGCAUGACAGGCGUUGAUAGUAUCUGGGGACCACGGCCAGCAAAAGGCAUCGAGGCUUGGGCUGAAGCACCAGAGCCACCGCGCGCAGAUAUGGAAGAUGAGUCUUGGAGCUGGGGCGUGGGCGAGGAAGCUGACUUGAUCACCUGGCUGCCACAAUUCGACCCUCAGCAUACUGAUUGGCUUCUUACUAACCGUAUAUAUAAUUUCCGGCAGAGGGGAAGCACUCCGCGGCGGGCAUCUGUUGUCGCGAUGUCCCGUGUCUCGGCGCGAUUACUUCGCCUUAUGCAUAAGGAUACGACUGAGAAAGGGCUGGGACUAGCAUCUGAAAUGGGCCCUACCUCCUGGGCUCUUUAUUAUGGAUUGAAAGCCGUUCAAAUUCCUCAACCCAUUUACCAUGCGCACGAAACAAGUCCUGUUGAGCUCAAUCUCCGAGCUAAUUCAGGCAAGCCUGGUAAAAUCAGCGCUGGGCGGAAUAGUAUCUGGAACUGGAACCAGCACAAUGAUAUCAUGAUGAAGAUAUCAUACAUGUAUGGGUCGCAAUUUGCCGGAAAGAUUUAUCGAGCUUGGCUAGGUUACGAUGGUGCAGACGACCAUGAUCAUAGUGAUCUCUGCCUGCCUCCGAUGUUCUUACACCCCGUGAAGAACACCAAAAAAUAG
This is a messenger RNA of Penicillium roqueforti, 1863 nucleotides long. RefSeq names its product DUF3405 domain-containing protein. Lineage: Eukaryota; Fungi; Ascomycota; Eurotiomycetes; Eurotiales; Aspergillaceae. The transcript is spliced from 5 exons. Bases 1 to 1863 code for a protein of 620 amino acids. The record is from RefSeq and is a predicted model, not a curated record.